This is a messenger RNA of Sinocyclocheilus grahami, 4185 nucleotides long. It is a transcript of the gene apaf1, whose product is annotated as apoptotic peptidase activating factor 1. The transcript has 26 exons. The coding region runs from base 463 to 4185 and encodes 1240 amino acids. NCBI's taxonomy places the organism in Eukaryota, Metazoa, Chordata, Actinopteri, Cypriniformes, Cyprinidae. Gene Ontology annotation, cellular component: apoptosome. Gene Ontology annotation, molecular function: protein binding; ADP binding. Gene Ontology annotation, biological process: apoptotic signaling pathway; regulation of apoptotic process. The record is from RefSeq and is a predicted model, not a curated record.
AAGAAUGUUAACUAUAAAUAUAACUAUAUUAGCGUCCACAUCAACAUACAGUAAAGUUGUUUUUUGCAAGAACAUGCUGCAGUUAUGUCGACUUCCCCAAAUCGUUCCACUUCCACAAAUCGUUCUGAAAGUGGUCCAGUGAUGUAGUUUCUGUUGUUAUCGUUACAGUUGUGGUGUGGACUUCUCUAUUCUCAUAGAAUUAUAGAAUAUUAGAACUUGGUGUGGAACGGCCUCAAGUCUUGCAAUGUUCUGAAUAAUUCUAAAAGAAAUAAUCAUGGUUACUAAUCCAAUAAGUGUUCAGAAUUAGGGUUUUCUGUAAAAUGGUCCCUGGUUUAGUAAUUAAAGUGCUUAAUUUGUAUGCGCUCUCCCACAUAGUUCAUUCAAUGCAUCCUGCCCUGUUGCACUAAGUAACUGUCAAUCAAGUGCAGUGCUCCUCAGAAGAGCACCGCAGCUUAUGUGGAGAUGGAGGAACGCGCUCGGAGCUGCCUGCUGCGCUCCAAAGACACUCUAGAGCAGGACAUUAAAGCCUCCUACUUGAUGGACCACAUGGUCAGCGACGACAUCUUGACGAAUGAUGAAGAAGCAAGGGUGCUUGGCAAGCCUACUAGAAGAGAGCAGGCCACAGCCCUGCUAGAGGUGCUAUUGAGGAAAGACAACAGGGCCUACAUCUCCUUCUACAAUGCGCUGGUCAGGGAGAGUUAUGGAGAUCUGGCCAACCUCCUCCAUAGUGACUUGCCUCUCCUCAGCCCUGAGGGAGAGCGAAGCUUUGCUGAUGGAGUGUCUCCCUCUGUCCAGGCAAUUCUGAGUGAAGGUGGGGUGCCUCAGAGACCUGUGGUGUUUGUGAGCCGACCCACUCUGCUCAACCUGGUCCGGGAGAAGCUGUACUGGCUGAAGAAUACACCAGGCUGGGUCACUGUGUUUGGCAUGGCGGGCUCAGGGAAGUCUGUGAUGGCUGCCGAGGCGGUUCGAGACCAUGCCCUUAUUAAGGAGUGUUUUCCAGGUGGCGUUCAUUGGCUUUCUGUCGGCCAAUGUGAGCGGGCAGACCUGUUGGUAAGGAUACAGUCUUUAUGUUUCCGUUUGGAGCAGGGUCAAAGUUCAGAUGCCAGUCUGCGGCCACCCUGCUCCGUGGAGGAGGCCAAAGAGCGUCUACGGUUUCUAAUGCACCGCAGGUUCCCUAGAUCCCUGCUGAUUCUGGACGAUGUGUGGGACAGCUUUGCUCUCAGGUCCUUUGAUAUCCAGUGCAGAGUUCUUCUGACCACGCGUAAUCGAAGUCUGGCCGACUCUGUUAGCGGUACAAGGUUUGAAGUGCCCGUUGAGAGCGGUCUAGAUGAGGAGAAAGCCCUGGAAAUUCUUGCUUUGUAUGUCAAUGGGAAACCACAGAAACUUCCAGAAGAGGCCCGUAGCAUUGUGAGCGAAUGUAAAGGUUCUCCUCUGGUUGUUUCUCUGAUUGGAGCUCUAUUGAGGGAGUUCCCUGACCGCUGGAGCUACUACCUGCGACAGCUGCAGAAGAAGCAGUUCAAGCGGAUCCGUAAGUCAUCGUCCUACGACUAUGAAGCUCUGGACCAGGCCAUGGACGCCAGUCUGCAGGUUUUGGAGCCAGAACACAGAGAUCUGUACAGAGACCUGAGCGUCAUGCAGAAAGACAUCAAAGUGCCUGCUAAGAUUCUGUCAGUACUGUGGGGUCUUGAGUUGGAGGAGGUGGAGGAUAUCCUACAGGAGUUUGUGAAUAAAUCUCUGCUGUUUCGAGACUGUAACCAGCGACCAUACCACUAUUACCUUCAUGAUCUGCAGCUGGACUUUCUCGUCGAACAGAAUCGUGAUCAAAUUGCUGAACUACAUAAAAAGAUGAUCCGUCAAUACCAGAAGUUCUACAAUGAAAGGCCACCCAGCUCUGGAGAUAUAGACUGUUUGUAUUGGUACCGCUUCCUCCCAUACCACAUGGCUAAAGCAGGACUGUCUAAGGAGCUAUAUUCACUGAUGUUUUCAUUGGACUGGGUCAAAGAGAAAGCUCAGAUUAUGGGAUCUCCCCAUCUUAUCAACGAUUAUGUAGAAUAUGGUGAAAUACUAGAUAAAGAGAAUAGUGAGGUGAGACUGCAGUUUCAGGAGUUCCUGUCUUUAAAUGGCCAUCAUUUGGAGCAGAGGCCAUUUCCUGACAUAGUGCAGUUGGCUCUGUCUCAGCCUGUGUGUUCAGAGGUUUACAGACAGGCCUUGAUGCAGGCGCAGAAAAGGGCCAGCAGAGGGCAGCUCUGUCUGGACUGGGUGAGCAAAAAUAAUCAGGACAGUUUGUCCAGGCUGGUCAUGCAUCCUCAGCAGGGGUCUGUCUACUAUGCUUGCUUUUCCAAAGAUGGGAGUAAAAUCGCCUCUUGUGGGGCCAACAAGGCGCUGCGGGUGUUUAAAACAACCUCUGGAGAGAAACUUCUGGAGCUUCAGGCUCAUGAUGAAGAUGUUCUGUGCUGUGCCUUCUCUCCAGAUGACCGUUACAUUGCUACCUGCUCCAGUGACAGGAAGGUUAAGUUGUGGAGUGUUGAGCGGGGUACUCUUAUCAGAGAGUUUGGGGAGGAACAUGAGGAACAGAUAAACCACUGCCAGUUCACCAACACAGGCCGACGUGUCCUGCUGGCCACCUGCUCAAACGACAAAUUCACCAACACUAAACUAUGGAAUCCCAACAAGCCGACCUCUCAGAACACUAUGUUUGGACACAUGGAACCUGUCAAUCACUGCUGCUUUUCUCCUAACGACGCCUACCUUGCCACUUCAUCCAGUGACGGCACCUUGAAGCUGUUUGAGGUGUCAUCUGCGAACGAGUGGAAAUCAAUUGAUGUCAAUAGUUUUUUCUCAGAGAGUGACGAUGAAAUAAAAGCCAUUGUGAAAUGCAGCACUUGGUCGGCCGAUGGCUCACGGAUCAUUUGUGCUGCCAGAAACGCUGUGUUUGUGUUUGAGGUAAAGACGUCAGACAUGCUGUUGGAGAUGAAGACGAGUCGUCUGAGCACAGUGCAGUACUGCCACGCGUGUCCCAACAGCAGCCUGCUGGCCGUUGCUCUCUCUCAUUACACUGUAGAGUUGUGGAACUUUGAGACCAGUAAAAAGAAAGCCGAAUGCAACGGUCAUCUAAGCUGGGUUCAUUGUGUCCAGUUUUCACCUGAUGGCUCACUCCUGCUGUCCUCCUCCUCUGAUCAGACCAUCAGGCUGUGGGAAACAGAUCGGGUUCACACCUCCUCUGCUGCGGCUCUGAAGCGGGAUUCUGAUGUUCUCUUCUCCCACAGUGACGUUACAAUGGUGGCACCAGACAGCAGAAACCGAUUACAGGUACGGACCGGAUUGGCAGGUGCCAUUCUGUUUGAGAGUGAAGAGUUGCCAUCCAGGAUUCGCUGUACGUGUAUCAGCAGAAAUGCUUCAUUUGUGGCCCUAGGAACUGAGGAUGGAACUGUACAGGUGUUGGAGGUUCCAUCUGGAAAAACAUCACUGAAGCUCACGGGUCACACUAGGACUGUUCACCACUGUCAGUUCACUGAUGAUGGUGAAACCCUCAUCACAUCCUCAGAAGACACCACUGUCCGGGUGUGGAAGUGGAGGACAGGUGAGUGUCUGGUGCUGCAGGGCCAUAAGGAGCCGGUCAGGAAGUUUCACCUGUUGAACAACUCUUCUUCCUCUCACCUAUUGUCAUGGUCGUUUGAUGGCACUCUUAAGGUCUGGGAUCUGAACAGAGGGCAUAUGCUGCAAGACCUUGAGUGUCAUAAGGGUGCUGUCCUGUCAUGUGAUGUGUCCUCUGACGGACGUCUCUUUGCCACCACAUCGGCUGAUAGGACUGCUAAGGUAUGGAGCAGUGCCUCGUGGGAGAACACUUUUUUACUGAAGGGACACAAGGACUGCGUUCGUAGCUGCCGUUUUUCUUGGAACAACAAGCGACUUGCGACGGGUGAUGACAACGGAGAAAUCAGGCUGUGGAGCAUGCUGGAUGGAGCUCUUCUGAAGAUCUGUUCCCAGGCCACUAAGGACUCCAUGGACUCUUUCCACGGUGGAUGGGUGACUGACCUGCACUUCUCCCCUGAUAACAGAGUACUGGUCUCUACCGGCGGAUACAUCAAGACAGUGAAUCCCAAACAAAACUCCCACACUGGCGAGCAAACCUUUUUUGGGUGCAUGAUGAGUGUCUCUCACUUAAGCCUGUCAUUUCUGACAUGA